AUGGGUUGGCUCUGGGCUUCGCCAUCUCCCCCCAAGUCUCCCGCUCCGGGACAAGCUUCCCAAGCUCCGGCAUCGACCCCGCCAUCAUCGACCAAGCCGACUGAUCCUGAGAUGGAUCCCGAGAUUGCAAAGUUCAUCGCUCUCUUCCAGAACGAGUCGGGCAACAAGCCCGAAGAGCCGGCCCCGGCUCCGGCGCAACCAUCCACAACACCCUCCAAGACAUCGACAUCCUCAUCAUGGCUCUCCCUCAAAUCCUCCCCCAACAUGCCGUCCCAGACCAGCAACCGCACGGUUACGCCGCCCUCUGACAACCCAGUCGCCGAAGCUACCCUGCCGACCGAGAUGUCCUGCCGCCAGGCGUUCGACAUGGCCUUCCACUGCCAGUCCGUCGGCGGGCAGUGGAACCACAUCUACCGAUACGGCUCGAUGCGCUCGUGCAGCGAACACUGGGAGGACUUUUGGUUCUGCAUGAGGAUCAAGGGAUACUCGGGCAAGAUGAAGGAGGAUGUGAUCAGAGACCACUACCGCCAGAAGGAGCAUGAGAAGUACGGGGACGGGAAGCCCAGCAGCGAGGACGUCUGGCAGGCGAGGACCACCAAGAUACCACCCGGCACGGCGUUUACGGAGAAGUUUGACGAGCCCGCAGUUGAUGACGAGGAAUGGCAGCGGAUGGAGAUGGAUAGGCGACGGCAAAUCAGAGAGGGACUCGGCAUUAGUUCGGCGACGGCGUAA
Colletotrichum higginsianum IMI 349063 is the source of this 732-nucleotide messenger RNA. RefSeq lists its product as uncharacterized. The transcript has a single exon. Bases 1 to 732 code for a protein of 243 amino acids. The record is from RefSeq and is a predicted model, not a curated record. Lineage: Eukaryota; Fungi; Ascomycota; Sordariomycetes; Glomerellales; Glomerellaceae.